UUUUAUCAUUUCGCAUAAUAUUAAUUGUACAUUAACGGGAAUUUGAAUUAUACAUGUGAAACAUUUGUUUGUGAAAUUUUCGAAAUGUCAAUAUUAAAACUAUAGACGUCUACCUUUUCACCACGGUGACGUGACGUGCCUUGCGUCGGACUAUACCAUUAUGUCACCCACAACGGGAAAGAUUUUGUUGUGACAGCGAAGUAACAACCCGGCGGGGGUAGACGGUCAUAACAUAGGUUACUGUAUCUUGGAUGAAAAAUGGCCUUCAGCAAAGGUUAUCGCAUUUACCACAAGUUGGACCCACCUCCCUACAGUGUCAUAGUGGAGACAAGGACCAAGGAUGAAUGCCUCAUGUUCGAGUCGGGGGCUGUCGCAGUCCUGUCGGCAGCAGAGAAAGAGGCCAUCAAAAACACAUACAGCAAGAUCGUUGAUGCCUAUGGAAUCCUGGGUGUCCUCCGCCUAAACCUGGGUGAUUCCAUGCUCCACAGUCUUGUGGUUGUGACAGGAUGCAGCUCUGUGGGGAAGGUGCAGGACUCUGAGGUUUUCAGGGUCACACAGACAGAUUUUAUAUCACUAAAGAAUGAUCCGGGAGAUGAAGACCGGAUUUCUGAGGUGCGAAAGGUCCUGAACUCGGGACACUUCUACUUCGCGUGGUCUGCCACUGGAAUCAGCAUGGAUCUGAGCCUCAACGCACAUCGCAGGAUCUUAGAAGACACUACAGAUAACCGCUUCUUCUGGAACCAAUCUCUUCACCUGCACCUGAAACACUAUGGUGUGAACUGUGAUGACUGGCUAUUGAGGCUGAUGUGUGGAGGUGUGGAGAUCAGGACCAUUUAUGCAGGACACAAACAGGCCAAGGCCUGCACCUUUUCCCGCCUCAGCUCUGAGCGAGCUGGCACACGAUUCAACGUCCGGGGAACAAAUGAUGAUGGACAGGUGGCCAACUUUGUGGAGACUGAACAGGUUAUUUUCCUGGAUGACAGAGUAUCAUCCUUCAUACAGAUCCGUGGGUCAAUUCCUCUUUUCUGGGAACAGCCAGGAAUCCAGGUUGGCUCUCAUCGUGUCAAACUCUCAAGGGGAUUUGAGGCGAAUGCGCCAGCAUUUGAAAGACACUUCACUGCUCUGCGGAGGUUGUACGGUAAACAAGUGAUCAUCAACCUGCUUGGGAGUAAGGAAGGCGAACACAUGCUCAGCAAAGCCUUUCAGAGUCACUUGAAGGCAUCUGAGCAUGCAGCAGCAGUGAAAAUGGUCAACUUCGACUACCAUCAAAAUGUGAAGGGGGGCAAAGCAGACAAACUCCAUAGUAUCCUCAAACCCCACCUCAGCAAAUUCUUAGAAGAGUGCGGGUUCUUCUACUACUCAGGAGAGACAGGCAUCGCAAGGACUCAGGGCGGGACCAUCAGGACCAACUGCCUGGACUGUUUGGACAGGACCAACAGUGUCCAGGCCUUCUUUGCCCUUGAGAUGCUGCCAAAGCAGCUGGAGGAAAUGGGUCUGACAGAGAAACCGCAGUUGGUGGCCAGAUUCCAGGAGGUUUUUAGGACCAUGUGGUCUGUCAACGGAGACUCCGUCAGUAAGAUCUACGCCGGCACCGGUGCCCUGGACGGGAAGGCAAAGGCGGGGAAGUUAAAAGAUGGAGCUCGCUCUGUGACGAGGACCAUCCAGAACAACUUCUUCGACAGUUCGAAGCAAGAGGCCAUCGACAUCCUGAGGCUGGGCUCCACACUCAACAGUGAUCUGGCAGACAAAGCUCGGGCCUUGCUCACUACUUCUAGUCUUUACGCCUCCCCCAGAGUAUUGCUGGGAAUGUGUCAGAAUUUCCAUAAAUAUACGCGACCCAAACAGAUCCGGGUAUGUGUCGGCACCUGGAACGUCAACGGGGGUAAACAGUUUCGCAGCAUCGCCUUCCGCAAUCAGACACUCAAUGAUUGGCUAUUGGAUGCUCCAAAGAAGGCUGGGCAUCCUGAGUUCCAGGACAGCAAAGCCAACCCCAUAGAUAUCUUCGCCAUUGGCUUUGAAGAAAUGGUUGAACUGAACGCUGGAAACAUUGUCAGCGCCAGCACCACUAACCAGAAACUGUGGGCAGCUGAGCUACAAAAAAACCUCUCGCGGGACCACAAGUAUGUGCUACUUGCUUCAGAGCAGCUGGUGGGGGUUUGUCUGUUCGUUUUCAUCCGUCCACAACACGCACCAUUCAUCAGGGAUGUUGCUGUAGAUACAGUAAAAACUGGAAUGGGUGGAGCUACAGGCAACAAAGGAGGUGUGGCCAUCCGUCUGCUGUUCCACACCACCAGCAUCUGCUUCGUCUGCUCUCACUUCGCUGCCGGCCAAUCACAGGUCAAGGAGAGGAACGACGACUACAACGAGAUCACACGCAGACUCACCUUCCCUAUGGGUCGUCUGCUGUACUCACAUGAUUACGUGUUCUGGUGUGGAGACUUCAACUAUAGAAUCAGCAUGCCUAAUGAGGAAGUAAAAGAGCUAAUCAAACAACAGAACUGGGACGCCUUGACAGCUGGGGACCAGUUGUUCGAUCAGAAGAAUGCUGGCUUGGUGUUCCGUGGAUUUAUCGAGGGGAAGUUGGAUUUUGCUCCGACCUAUAAGUAUGACCUCUUCUCAGAGGAUUACGACACCAGCGAGAAGUGCCGCACACCAGCCUGGACUGACCGCAUACUGUGGAAGAGAAGAAAGUGGAACUUUGAGCAAACAGCUGAGGAGAUGAAUGUAGUCGGAGCAGCUUCUACAUCUGCGGAGAAUGAGGAUGAUCCAGACAACCCCUGGAGCCCUGGGACUCUGAAGUACUACGGCAGGGCUGAGCUCAAGACCUCAGACCACAGGCCUGUGGUGGCAGUAAUAGACGUGGACAUCCUGGAGGUCGACCCGGAGGCUCGGCAUCAGGUCUACAAAGAUGUCAUCGCCCUACAAGGGCCUCCAGAUGGUACUAUCCUGGUGUCGCUGUGCUCCUCCGGUCCUGACGACUAUUUUGACGAUGCACUCAUCGACGAGCUGCUGGACAAGUUUGCUAAUUUUGGCGAAGUCAUCCUCAUCAGGUUUGUUGAGGAGAAGAUGUGGGUGACCUUUCUGGAGGGUUACUCUGCUCUGGCUGCUCUGUCUCUCAGCGCUUCCACUGUCCUUGGUAAGGUGAUUGACAUCCGUCUAAAGAGUCCCGGCUGGAUUAAGAGUCUGGAGGAGGAGAUGAGUGUGGAUAGGAUCUGUGGAAGCAUUCCCACCUCGGCCAGCUCCACCCUGCUUGCAGAGGACACAGACGUGGGCGACGAUGAUUAUGAUAUGGAAGGUGAUGUGGAUGAGGAGGUGGAGGAGAUCCUUCCUCAGCACCUGCAGCCUGGAGCAGGCUCCGGCCCUGGUUCCUCCCCUCUUCCCUCUCCCCGCGGUAGCCCUUGUCCCUCCCCUACACAUGGAGAGCCCACAGCCCCCAGCAGGCCCAGCCGCUCGGCCCAACCCUCCCGACCAUCACAAGAUUUAAGUACAUCACCAUGCAGGGACGAAUCUCCAGGGCCUCCUGUAGACUUCCAGCCUGGUGCACCUACAUCUCUAGCCCUGGAGCCAAAACGCCCACCUCCUCCUCGUCCCAACGCGCCCCCAGCCAGACCAGCACCCCCCCAACGCCCACCACCACCUUCAGGUCGCGGUCAGGCAGCAGCUGGAGCUCCUGGAGCUGGAGGUGCUUCCAGACCAAAUAUCCCUCCUCGAGCUGGGGUGAUCAGUGUGCCUCCUCAGUCUCGUCAACUUCCUCCAUCCCACCCUGGAGCACCCAGACCCAUCCAAGAGGUGCAUCCUGGAGCCCCUCGACCCAUUCCAGAUACCCACCCCGGAGCACCACGACCUGUGGCCAAACCAACUGACCUGCCUCUGGGUCCUCCACCCUCAGGGCCACCCGCUGCAGUGAGACCACAGGUUCCAUCACCCAUGCAGCCACCCAUGCAGCCCCAACCAGCUGCCCCUUCAGUUCAGUCCCAACUCCCUCCACCAAUGCAACCCACACUUCCAGCUCCACUCCUGCCACAGCAAGCUGCUGCUCCUAAAGCCGGCCCGCCUCCUGCCUCCGCUGCUGCUGCCUCCCCCGCUGGGCCUCCACAGGGUCUAGCCUCUCCUAAACCCCCGCCACGUUCCCGCUCCUCUCAUGCUUUGCCGCCCGAUGCUGCCAAGUCUGAGACAGCAGCCCCAGCCACUCAGACGAAUGGACUGAAUGGUAUACAAGGAGAAGCACAAUGGAAGCCCGACCCCUUCGACACCCUUACAUCCAACUUACUCUCCUCUACGUCAUCUCCCUGGCACACCACCCAGUCCCUGACCAGAGGGUCCUCUCUCCGGACUCCCCCAACCGUUCCUCCGUCUUCCUCCAACACUCUCCCUUCGUCCUUCUCCCUGCAGUCCUCCGUUCGCUCAGACCUGCAGGGACUCGAUUCGACCUCGUCCUCCUCCUCGCUCUCCACUCCGUCCCCAUUCGCCUCCUGCCUGCUCCCGCCUCCUCCGGUCCCGUCUCGAAGUCGUUCACAGGAGACACUGCGUGCCUCACCCAGCCCCUUCCCGAUUGACCCGCUUCCUGCCCGACCCAGCAGCACCAACCCCUUCACUGGCCCGGUAGUGCAGCAGCAGCAUCAACAGCGCCGCUCUGUCACACCGGACUUCAGCAUCCAGGGUCAGGCACUGAAACCUAACCUUCAGGGGACCAUGUCUGCUCUCACUCAGCCACUCAUCCCCACCCCCGCUCCAACAUCAGCCCCUGCAGCUGCGCCCACAGCCCAGCUCCCAAGGACCAUGUCCCUAUUUGGACCAUCAUCCACUCUUAAUCCUGCACCUGCCCCUCUCCUCCCCCUCAUCCGUGACCCAGCUCCUGUCCCCACCUUGCCUCUGGCACCACCCUCUUCUAUCCCACCCACCCUCGCGCCUCGUCGUCAGCCGCCUCCUGCAGGAGGGAAACCAACCCAGCAGUGGGUCACUUUCGAUGACACAUCAGAUUUUCCACCUCUGACCAAAACACUGCAAGCCCCCAUCUUUUCCUCCAGUUCCCUAGUGUCCCAAACUCAGACUCAGCCUUCCCGCUCUGGGUUUGACUCAGAGCCGGACUGGUUAUCCUCGGCCCCUUCAGUAUUCCCAACCCUCCCUCCUCCCAUUCCGACUAGAACUGCAACCAGUAACCCAAAGCUCCCAGAAGGACCCAGUGAUGGCUGCUUCUUCCCCAGGGAGUCAACAGAAAGAUAGAAUCACCCUGAAUAUGUAAAGGGUUUAUCCAGAUAUGUAUAGAUCUAUGAUAAAUGUGUAUAUGUGUGUGUGCGUAUGUACAAAAGAGGACAGUAUUUAAGAAGUAUAGACCAAUCCCCUUCUGAAAAGCCGAAAAAAGGAUUUAUAUCUCGAGAAGUAACAUGAGAAGUUGAUGAGCCUAAAGGUGUGUUCUAACUUUACGACGGCGAUGUUUGCUUGUUCCCUGAUAUUAACAUUUAUUUUAAUAUGAAUCGUUCUGAUGUUUAUUUUUAUUUAUGACAGCAAACAUGUGCCUGUGUCUACAGUAUAUAGUUAUAUAAAGUAUAUCUAUUUGCACAAAUCAUGUGUGUAACCACUUGUGCAAUAUCAAAACACAUCUGUACGGCCGUGCAGCUCUCUGCAUUCAUCUGCAAGGUUUCACCUAAAUCUGCUACGUUCACUGACACACUGCGGUUCAUAUCCAUCAUUUUGACUGAUCUGUACACGUCAGAGUGGGAUUCUCAGAGUAGAGGGUAAUCUAUCAGUUUACAUGUAGUAGAAGGCUAUGCACUGUCGAUUUUACAUUUGCCACCAAAUUUUUGUUGUGUACAGCAAGCUUUGUUUCUGUUCUUAUGUGUCUGAGGGGUGCAAAUUUAAAAGAAAAUGUGCGCUUGCUUUUAUCAUGAAUGUACUUUAUGUUGCACUGGGUUUGGUCAUUGCCUCGUCGCUGAUGCCACAGAGUGAACAAUAACAACAGUAGCAACGAGUCAGUGUCACAAUCAGGCAAUGUGUUUACUGCCGCAAGACUAAUGCUCUGUAUUAUCAUCUCAUCCACGUGAUAGUAAGACCAUUUUUUCUCUCUUUACUCAGUCCACAUUCCUUGUCUAUGAGCUGUUGCGCUUAGCUGAAUACAUUUUGUAGCUCUAUAUCUAAACUUAUACAUAGCAAUUAUGUAUAAAUGUAUGUUUUCAAUAUGGAAACUACUUGCUAAAUGUACGUAUGUGUGUUUGUGAUGACCGUAUCAGUGGUUUGCACAAUGUAACUGAUAUGCACUGAAACGCUGUAUGUGCUCUGUAGGUUGUAUUCUUGACCAUAGCAGGGUGAGUAAAUGAUAGCCUGCAGAUUGAAUAGAUGAGAGGGAUAUUUUUUUUUUAUCUUUCCACCUCUGUAGUGUUGUGGUCCUUCUUGAUUUAUCCAAAGCAUCAAACCAUUCUAUUGCAAAUUCAGAGAAUGUGGUGUGUGUGUGCGUGCGUGCGUGCGUGUGUAUACUUCUGUUACUCUCCAAGUAUGAAGAUGAUGUGAUUUGGGUCUGUGGACAUGUCAGCCAGCACAUGACAUGCAUUAUAAUAAAAGGGCACAUUUUUUUUAACUUAAACUUUUGUUGAUCUCAAAAGUCAUGCUUUUUAAUUUCUGAGGACUUUACUCUAAAUAAUCUAUCGUUGAUACUGUGGUGAGAAGUAACGUGUCGUGUUUGAGGUGCAUAAAUUGUCUAUUGUAUUUCAAGGUAUUUGUGUUUUGGAUGUGAGUGUGUUGGCAGUGGAAUACCAUUGAGUGAUCUUUACCUGAGCUUUUCCCUGAGGAAGCCUUCUCUUUUACAUACACACAGUAUAUUUGCUUACAGGUUUUGAACUAACAGCCGCUGUAUUCACCCCCCACAUGGCUGUAGCUAUGCGUCUCUGCUCUCCAGCCCACCAAAAGCUAUGGAGUGGUAUCAAAAAUGUAAACAAUACAAGACAAAAGACCCCCCCCCCCCCUCUGUCCCCCCCACAAAGCACCCACCACAACCUGAGUGAGAAUUUUUGCAACACUAAUGGAAGAUUAUUCACCACUUUUGCUAAAAAUAGAACAAACCGUCCGUACUGCUCGGCCCUGAAUGCAUCACCAGAUAACCGUUUCCAGCUGACUGUUUGUUGUGUCUCUCUCAGGCGCAAUGUGGGCCACAUGCCAGACGAAGCUGUGCGAUUCGUUGCCUCACCCACAGAUUGAAUUGUCAUAUAUUGGGUGUCGAACCUUUCUCAGCAUUUGCAGACCCCACCUGUGAUAUCUAACUUCUAUAGCUGUUUCCUCCAGUUGAGAGUAAUUGUUACAGAGCCUCGCUGAUUUUGUAACCAUUCAUGAGGUAUGUGUGUGUGUGGUGAUGUCAGAUGUGAUGUCAGUAUUUUUUCCUGUACUACCUACUUCACUCUUUCACUGCUAUUUAGUUUUUGUUUUUAAGGUCAGCAUCGAUGUUGACACUGAUGGUAAGCAAUAGUUUUGCAAAUACAGUCCUCGCUAAUCAGAUGUUGUUUCCCUUCAGUCUUCAGAAACUAUGUAACAGCAUGAAAUGUCAAGCAUUGUGGAUGGUUUACUGAGAAUAUAACAUCAGACACAUGAAAGUACCAGCUUCUGCGCUAUGUUUGAACAUUGUGUAAAAUAGUAAAAAUAAUCUUCAUUCACUGCACUGAAAGCAGUAGCUAUGUAAGCAAGUGUAUCAGGUUUGCCUUUGCUUACAUGUGGUCAUCUCUAAAAUGCAUUUAUUGUGUUUAUCCAGAUGUGUGCAUUAGAUGCUGUAUCUGCAUUACCAGUAGGUGACUAGCCAGCGCUUUGUGUCAUGUCAUGUUCAAAAUUUGAAUUUUUUUAGGAAACAAAGUGGCUCCUUUUGUGAGGUUGGUGUCCCUUUUUAAUGACUAUAAUCCAUAGUAAAUAAGAGUCUGUGUUGUUGAACAUAUUCUGUAUGUAUUAAAGAGAAAACAUGAAGCGGCAAUUCAUGUUAAUAUCCAACGUUCCAUAUUUUAAGUGCACAGCUGAUUGCACAUUUAUGUACGAAGCAGUUUAUGUUGUAUGUAUGCAAAAAUAAAUGUAAGUUGACCUGAA
Molecule: messenger RNA, 8055 nt
Organism: Scomber japonicus (chub mackerel)
Lineage: Eukaryota; Metazoa; Chordata; Actinopteri; Scombriformes; Scombridae
Gene: synj1
Product: synaptojanin 1
Exons: 29
Coding region: 259-5223 (1654 amino acids)
Biological process (GO): phosphatidylinositol dephosphorylation; synaptic vesicle endocytosis
Molecular function (GO): phosphatidylinositol-4,5-bisphosphate 5-phosphatase activity; nucleic acid binding
Source: RefSeq, a predicted model, not a curated record